Messenger RNA from Anguilla rostrata (American eel), 1129 nucleotides. RefSeq names its product lin-37 DREAM MuvB core complex component (gene lin37). Gene Ontology annotation, biological process: negative regulation of transcription by RNA polymerase II. Lineage: Eukaryota; Metazoa; Chordata; Actinopteri; Anguilliformes; Anguillidae. Gene Ontology annotation, cellular component: transcription repressor complex; Myb complex. The coding region runs from base 187 to 918 and encodes 243 amino acids. The record is from RefSeq and is a predicted model, not a curated record. The transcript has 10 exons.
AAGAGGAAUUAGGUUGCGCGCGGAAGAGGAAUGUCCGUUGCAGGACUAUACACAACUAUAGCUUGGAGGUAUCGUCAGCUAAAGAGAAUUUACAUUUUUGUUUCCAGUUGCAUUUAUUAUUGCUUCGUCGUCGAUGUUGACAUGAAUCACAAGUGAAGCGUUAAGUGAAGAUCAUUUGGACUGAAGAUGCUGCACGUUAAAAUCAAGACCGAAAAACCAGGUGAAGCGCACGCCGAUACGGCUAGCGCUCGGAGCCGUCUGGAUGCCGUACUACAGGGGCUAGUGGAGAAGAGCGACAGCGAGAGAGAACAGAAUGACGAUGAGACGGGAAAGCCAGCUGCAGAUUCUCUGAGCAAGGAUUUGUCUCCUUCUUCCACUGGAAAGCGGCCGUCGUCACGGUUCCCACAGCACCGGCGGAAGAAGCGCAAGGAGAUGGACGACGGGCUGUCGGAGAGCAGCCAGCACAAACAGAACGCGUACAUCAUCAAGCUGUUCGACCGCAGUGUGGACUUGGCCCAGUUCAGCAGCGGCACGCCUCUGUACCCCAUCUGCCGGGCCUGGAUGCGCAACAACCCCGCCGCCAGGGAGCGGGCCGUCUCCCCCAGCCCCCCUCACAGUGUGGGGGAGGACGAGGUGGCUGACAUGCAGAACGGGAAGGCUCAGAAUUAUUACCGGCUCCCCCUGCCGUCUCCCUGCCCCGUCAGCCCCUCCGGAGACCCCGUCAACCUGCGCAUCCCGCUCACGGACAAGCCCGCCGCCAGCAAGCCUUCUGAACCUGCUCCUGAGUCGUCUACUUUGCUGUACAGCCAUAUGGAACGCUGGAAGAAAAUUAGACAAAAGUGGAAAGAGGCCUCGAGCAAGAACCAGCUGCGGUACAGCGAAAGCAUUAAGAUCCUGAAGGAGAUGUAUGAACGCUAGCUCCACCUACUAACCUCUCCAGCCCUGUAGAGGGCAGUAUAGGACAGGAGUGAAGAUGAAAAGGAAAAAACAGUCGGAGGGGUUUUUCGUUUUUAAAGUCUGCACAACUGUCGUCUAAACUCCCUCCCAACCCUAGGUUUGUUAACAAGAUCCUAAUUCAGCCAUGUUUAGUAAAUUACAAGAUUGGUGUAAUAAAGUACCACUGACAUUA